GAGAGAGAGAGAGAUGGGUUACAGUUCGCUGCUGAAGGGCCUCAAGAAAGAAGAAGAAGAAGAACAAGAAGUUCCAAAUUCCAUUCGGGACGAUUUCAAAGCCUUUUUUGAGCUCAGCAAUGAGGAAAAGCUACCGCUGCAGCAGCAGGAGAAUUUUUCCAUCGUCAAUGGCGGUUCACUCAAUUGGGACUUGAUGGAUCAUCAUUCCAACCACCAGUUUUCCCUCUCUGAAACCAAAACAAACCACGGCGGCCAUGGCGAUGGCGUCGAGGCGGAGGCGGAGGUAUUCAGCCGAGUCGUCCCAAAAGCUUGCUCCUUUGACGGUGAUGGCGUUAUGAAAAGCAAGAAGAAGGCUUCGUUGAACUUAAAUCUUAACUACGAAGAGGUUUCGGAAGCAUGGUCCGGCCGUGGAUCUCUCUGGGCCGCCGGCGGUUCUUCUCCUUCCAACCCAACCCACAACGUUUAUAUGGGAGAGGUUCCAAGAAUGGAGGAAGAAAGAACAAGAAGGGUGCUGAGGUACAGGGAGAAGCGGCUCACCAGAUUGUUCUCCAACAAGAUAAGAUACCAAGUUCGUAAGCUGAAUGCCCAGAAAAGGCCCAGAAUAAAGGGGCGUUUUGUGAAGACUGUUUAGCCACAAAGUUCAAAAUAUCUCACCCAAAAGAAAAAACUUUCCUAUGGCUUUCAAUGUCGUGGACCCUCCAGACCCCAACUUGCCAU
Cucurbita maxima (winter squash) is the source of this 717-nucleotide messenger RNA. RefSeq names its product zinc finger protein CONSTANS-LIKE 6. Lineage: Eukaryota; Viridiplantae; Streptophyta; Magnoliopsida; Cucurbitales; Cucurbitaceae. The record is from RefSeq and is a predicted model, not a curated record. Gene Ontology annotation, cellular component: nucleus. Gene Ontology annotation, molecular function: protein binding. Gene Ontology annotation, biological process: regulation of DNA-templated transcription. The transcript is spliced from 4 exons. The coding region runs from base 14 to 631 and encodes 205 amino acids.